AAAUCAAGAUGGUGGAUUUGUUUUGGCAGCCGCGAGUUGCAGACGAAAAAACAUAAAUUUGUACCUUUUUAUGGCUUUACAUUGGUAGGUAGGGGUGCUAGAUGUGAUGUACCGAGGUUGUUGUUAUUUUUGAAUCUUCAAAUGUAGAAGAUUCUAGGCUAAAAUGUCGAGUUUCGACGAUUUUGAAGAGAGCCUAAAGCGGCCAGUGGCUGACGACGCACCAAAACAACCCAUCAAAAUUCUGGAACCAGCUUUGAAAAACUUCACAAAAAUUGCCAUUCCGCACAUUUUGGAGAAACUGCGCACGCACAAGGUCAAUAUAGAAAAGUAUCAGAGAAGUGGAAAAUGGGACAAGUUGAAUGCAGAACAGAUCGACGCCAGCCGAGCUCUGCAGCAAUUGAAGGCGACCAUGAGGGACAUGGACCGAACCCGGCAGCAGAUUCGUGACGAGGAUGUGGAGGCGUUUGACAGGAGGGUGACACCGGUGAGGGACGAGGCCUUCAGGGCUGUGGCAAAGUUCAUGGAGAUGUACGCUGAACCUCAGGAACCACUGGCAGAUGUCGAACCUGUCAUUAUUCCUCAUCAGAUAGGUAAACAAGGAGGUGCAAAGAACACAAACAGAGAAGUGGACAGACACGACACGUCACCUGAUGUUUCCACUGUACAUCUGGAGCAGGAGCAGAAACAAUUACCCAGCAUUCCUCAGGACCAGCCUGCCUUGCAAUCAUGGGGGAACCUGAGAGAGGACCAAGGAGAGAAGGUUGACAGGAUACAGGACCAUGUAGAACAGGCUCAUGGGAACGUGCAGUCUGGGGUCAAGGACUCGGGGAAGUAUGGAACGGCCCCCACCCCGUACAGUACAUUUGCUUACGUUUUCUUUCAGGCUGCGAAGUACAAGGCGGCCAUGUUCCCCGUGGCGGGCGCUCUGAUUGGCGGGGUGAUCGGCGGGCCGAUCGGACUGGUGGCCGGGCUGAAGAUUGGAGCGGGGGCGGCUGUGGGUGGAGGAAUACUGGGUUUUGCUGGAGGUUCCAUGUGGAAGAAACGACAGGCCAAACAGCUGGACAUCGAGCUGGACAAAAUGUCCGACCGACAGAGCCAGAGUUAUCCCGACUUCAAGACCACGCCGAGUGGUGACGUCACCAAGUCAGACACGGGAUACCACAGGCGACCGUCCGCAUAACAACAUCAAUAACCAAAAUAUCUUUACCAGAAAUGGAGCUGAAGAAUGGAGAGCAAUCAGAGAUGGCAGACUUCGCUCCAGAUCCCUGGCCAAUGCUGCUUUUCUUGACAAAGAAAGGAAGGAGAUCUACAUAUUUCAGCUUUCUGGCUAUUACCAACUCUUGUACCUGUAUUAAUAUUGUAUGAUCCUAAAUGUUCUAAUUAAAGCAUCAUUUAUACUGGAUACUACUACUACUAUUUAAAAGAAAUGUGAGUAACAAAAUUUUGCAAAAUGUAUUGUAUAAAAUGGCAGGCAUAUGUGCCUCUACCAUGCAAUAUUCUUUA
Molecule: messenger RNA, 1503 nt
Organism: Branchiostoma floridae (Florida lancelet)
Lineage: Eukaryota; Metazoa; Chordata; Leptocardii; Amphioxiformes; Branchiostomatidae
Product: syntaxin-17-like
Exons: 9
Coding region: 164-1180 (338 amino acids)
Biological process (GO): vesicle-mediated transport
Cellular component (GO): membrane
Source: RefSeq, a predicted model, not a curated record